Molecule: messenger RNA, 1615 nt
Organism: [Torrubiella] hemipterigena
Lineage: Eukaryota; Fungi; Ascomycota; Sordariomycetes; Hypocreales; Clavicipitaceae
Source: the annotation of a GenBank genome assembly
UAAUAAUGAAACCUACGCAUACUACUAUUGAAGUAGUUCGCUGUUGUUGCGUGAACCGUAUUCUCGGUAACAAAUACUGCAAGUUGCUCAUCGUGGCUAAGGCUAUCUCUACCACCCUGAACAACGACACAACCAUCUCUUUGGUGCGAGUUUCUCCAACAGACUCCUCGCAACCUUCGUAUUGAACCCACCAAACUCUAUCCUUACCGAGCCAUUCCUUUGCUUCGCACUCCUCAGCUUGCUUGGUCCUCCUUCUCGUAACCCACUAGCGGAGCGGGAGACCCCCAUCUUGGGCAAGUUUGUGCUAGUGAGACAAGUAUACCUAAUCGGGAGUUCAUUAGUGUGCGGCACAGGGUCUCGGCCGUUUUUCCUUCGCCAAUUAACCUAGCUGGUCCCGCUAGCGCCACCUCCGAUUGGUUGUUAAUCACCAGACCGCCACAAGGGCUGGGUUUUAACCGAUAGCCGGCAUCUAUUUUGCGCUCGGAUUAGUAUCUGGAGUAGUAUUCUCAGCCGUAUUUGCAUCGUCAGCUUCUCUUAGUGACGGCUACGAGGGGCUGAUGACGGGUAAUGAUGUGGCCCUCGCUCCCGUACGGGCCCAGUGCCGCCAAUAUAUUAACACAAGGGUCUACGCACAAAAAAUGCAGGUAACCCUAUUCACACGCUGCAAGUAUUCAUAUUCGCAUCCGUUUGAAAUCACCUGAAUGGCUUCUCAAUACGACGCUAUAGGCGCCAACUAUGACGUUGUUAAGCGUGUCUUCUUCAACCGCAUCGAGCAGCAUAACCUGCGCAAGAGGAUCAUCCCGCUACUGAAUAAGCCCGACGUCUCAGUGCUUGAUUUUGCCAGCGGUACCGGCUUCUACUCGAAGCACUUUUUAGAAUGGGGCGCCGCUUCGGUUGUUGGCGUUGAGCUCUCUCCCGCCAUGGUGGAUGUUGCUCGUCAACGUCUGGAUGCAACUCCAAACGCAGCCAAGGCGACAUUUCAUGUGGCUAAUGGAUUCGAACCUAAGAAGUAUGUCCCUGAAGGGUCGGCGGGAUUCGAUGUUGCAGCUGGAGUCUGGUUUUUGAACUAUGCCAAGGAUGAAGAGGAGUUGACGAGGGCGUUCGAGAAUAUCGCUAUGAACCUCAAGGACGAUGGCGUUUUGGUGGCAAUCUGCCCGCACGGCGUGGAAGAUACCGAGAGUUUUGCAUCUAUUGUCAAUUGCAGAUGGGAUCUUGCCACGGGCGUUAAGUUCAAUUAUUUGUAUCCUCUGCCAGACGAGAUUGGAUACCGCAUGGAGAUCACCAUCACUCCACCAGCAACUGAGCCCGAGGCGAGCGUCGUCAAGUUUCAAAACUACCACCUCAGGAAAAGUAUCUACGAAAGAGCCGCCCGAGCUGGAGGCAUGAAGGGCAAACUGGAAUGGAGGAUGGCCGAAUUCUUGGAGAGCGAAUGGACACGGAUGUUGAAAAUCAAUCGUGAUGAUCCGCUGUGGAAGAGCUUCACUCAGUGGCCAGACUUGACUGUCUUGGUGAUUCACAAAUCUUAAUAGUAUGGUAGUGGUAUUUAGUUUUGCAGUAAUGGUAGGACACUUGAAACAUGGCCAUAUGUUGGUAAACACGCAUAUAUAUGGAACAG